CAGAAUAAUUGUUGUAUUGCACAGUGUAUUUAUAUUGCACAGAUUGUUAGUGUUGUGUGGUCUACUGGGAGCACUAAGACACUAUUAAAGGCCGGCCGGCAAUGAUCUAUAUCGCUGUUAUGAAAUGACCAAACUACAAUACGUUAGUUCAUCUCUCAAUAGGUUUUUUUCUGACUUCACUUCCCUGUCUGGAGUUUUCAGCCCCUACUUUUACCGAAAUCUUAAAUGAUUUUUUGACUAAUUGCACCGCAGUUCUUAUGUCUGUUACUUCAAUAGGAGAAAGCUGUGGAUCUGAUAUGCCAGUGAACAUCUAAGCAAGCAGUACGGAGUUUGUGGGACUGACUCAAAUGUUUUAAAUAGAUUUGAAGAUAGGCUAUUUCAAACAUGUAAUACAUGAUUAAAAAAACAGGAAGAAGCAAAAAAAAUGACUGCAAAAAUAUAACGCAAUUUCUCAAUAAACUAAAUAAAUAAAUAUUCCAAAUAAUAUGUCCAAAAAGAGUAUGAAGAAGGAUAUAUACUAUAUAUACACACAAAUAAUCACCUUUAUGUUUAUCAUAUACAGUAUAACUUAACAAUUUACCUUAAUGUGAAUCAAAUGUAACUUAAAUAGUUACCUUAAUGUUUAUUCUAUUUACACAUACUGUAAAAGCCUCAUUCAUUGGUACAUACAUCAUUUUAGCUGAAGGUCACAGUGAUUGGAGGGUUAUUCAGAUCACCUGUUGUGCAGCUAGUGAGGACUGGCUCCCGAUUAACAAUUGAGAGCAGCUUGGUGCAUUUCCUCUAGUGGCCAAUCAGGAUGUGACACCGCUGUUUCUUUAGGGUUUAAGAGAGGAGGGGGAUUUCACAUCCAGUGCAUUUUGAGCUUUCCUUGCAGACCUCAUUUCAGCAGAUUGAAGCACACAUUCUGGUCUUUAGGCCCGUUUGAGACUUCUUUGCAGUUUGAACUUUUCUGAUUUUGAUCACUUGGAAACCUGGUUUGAGUGAAUAUUUAGCCUAAAGAUACAUUUAUGCCCACAUAAUUUGUUUUGAUAUUUUGUUUAUUGGUUUAUUUUUUUUAUUGAAACCCCCUUUAUACACCGUUCCUUAUUAUUAAAGAUGCUUUUUUCUAUAAUUAAAGAGGAAUUUUUUUUCCCCGUUAAAUGUGAUUCUCCAGGUAAACAUGUCUUUAUGUGGUUGGGAACUGGUUGUCAGGCUUUGUCUCAAUCAGCUGAAUUCUGGGGUAGCAGGACAGCAACAAUACACUAUCAUCGUGCAGGUGCCCAUCCAGCAUGUCCCAACAAUCACAGAGAAGAACAAAUGCUCAUUGUUAUGAAGGCAAAUGUCACAGAGUGUGACAAUGUUUAAGUGUUUUUAACGUUAUUUGGACAAUAACUCUGGUCUAUGGCACAGAUGAAUACAUUAUAUCAGGCUUUGGCUACACAGACUUUCCUUGUUUUUAGGAUAAAGUAAUUUGUUUAUUUGGGUCUUUACAUAGGAUUUGUUGACCCAAUAUAGAAUGUAUCCAGACUUGUCCUUUUAAGCUUCUAAAUGUUUAACUUAAAAUCUUACAGACUCAAUGUGUCCAUGAAGCCUGCUGUAUGUCUGCCAACACUUGUCUAUAAAUAAAUGUGCUUAUUUAUGUGCAUGGCGGACCUUGGAUUGUGAUUGGCCGUCUCUCAGUGAAGGGCGGCGGCUCUUAUUGGUGCAAUCUAUAGUGUCAUAUCAAGGACACGGGGAAGUGCUCGUUUAAUGUCGUCCUGACAUCCCGGAGGGGCGGUGCUUUGAUGGUGCUGCAUGCUCCGCCCGCUCGGGAUGUUUGGUGUACAUUCUGUUCUCAACCACAACGUAGUUGUGAAGUUUGAGAAGCGCAUGUCGGCUGCGUUCACAGCUUUUAAACUUAAAAGACGACACAGUUCAGACUCAGUCGAAGCACUUAGAAGAGGUAAAGAAAACUCUCAACUCACGUCUCUUGUUUGUUUUGAGAUGGGAGAAAGGAUGCUUCACAGGAACCUGCUGCAGGCUGCUUGCCUGUGUUGUCUGUUGGCUGCUCAGGUGCACAGCUGUCCAGAUACCUGCAGCAAGUGUUCAGGCCCAGAAAACGACCAGUGUGAGGAAUGCAGAGCGGGAUGGACACUCCAUAAUAACACCUGUGUAGACGUUGAUGAGUGUGGCACCGAGCUGGGUAUCUGUCCUACAAACAGCUACUGCUUCAAUACAGAUGGAUCAUUUGAGUGCCGAGACUGUUCCCCGGCCUGUGUGGGCUGUAUGGGUAACGGACCAGCACGCUGCAGGAAAUGUGCCUCUGGUUACACACUGACAGGGUCCAAGUGUGUGGAUAUAGAUGAAUGUAGUGACAGGGUACUCGCCUGUCACGGUCUGGACGAGAUUUGCACCAACACAGAGGGCUCUUUCCGCUGUGACUGUGCUGAAGGAUUCUUCCAUAAGGAUGCUGUCUGUGUGAAGAAGCAGCAUCCUAGUGUUCAGGAGAAAGGUCUGUUUGAGGAUAUCCAGGACGACGAGGUGGAGGUGCUGCAGCAAAUGCUCUUCGGGGUGGUGCUUUGUGUUCUGGCCACACUGGCUGCUAAGGGAGAUUUGGUCUACACAUCUAUAUUCAUGGGCGCAGUGGCAGCCAUGGCAGGGUACUGGCUUUCUGACAGGGGAGACCGUUUAUUGGGCAGCUUCUUAAAGGGACGUUAAAGCUUCAAAUUGUUGCGAAAACGGACUUAAACAUUUUAUGUGCCACUGCUCAGCAAGGCCUCAACAAUCAUAGUUCAGGACAAAGCAGAUGAAUCUUGUGCAUUUACUUGUAUUAUAGAUGAUUUAAGUUAUUGAUAUGAAGUUAUCUUCAGCUUUUGAACGUCAUUCUGUAGUAUCACAGAGCCGGGCAAAAUGAAUGGGAAAGUUUAUUCAUGAUCGUUUAAAUAGCAGUUUGUCAAAGCUUAAUUCUAGUUACCAGCUUGGUCUGGAGCUUUUCAACUGUGUUUAACUGUCUUCCUUACUACAUCAAGUUUGCUUUGUCUUUACAAACUCCAAUCACUGAUGAAGACUGCAAGAUGCUGUUGAAAGUUGACCAAAGGGAAAGAAAAAGACUUUUAGACGAUUGUUCCAUUUUCCUGUAUUGAGUUGAAAAUGAGCCCAAAUCGUCUCGUGCGUUUUUAUUGUUUUCAAGCAACUAUCUUGUUCUGGCAUUUGGAGCCACCAAUAUAUACAAUGUUGCCAUUGGUGGCAUGCUUAAAGAGGAAUAUACAGCUUGCUUGUAUUUGUGUGCAGAAACAAUGUAUUAGAUUUACUUCAUAUACUGCAUCAAUGACACUGUAUUUGCACUCUUUAAAUAUAAAGUUGCAACAUGAACAAUCUAGUAUAUAGUAACAUUUUAUUGCCUUUUUAUCGAAGUGCACAUUUGUCUUAAGAAUAUAAAACACAAAUAAUUGUCCUAUGUUAACAUACAUACCCAGCUUUAUUCUUUCUUCAUUUUGCAGGGUGCUUCUGUUGUUAAUGACACAUUUUUGACACCUGAUAAAUAAAAUCGCACUACUGAACGUUCAAAUCCAGGACUUUUGAUCGUUGAACUUAAAGGAUGAAGGUAUAAUAGUUAUUAGCAUCAUUCACCAAGUUAACCCAAUUGUUCAUAUUCUAUAUGAAUAAUCCAUUAUGAAAUUGAAACCGAUAUGAAAUCAAUGCACUAUUUGACUUACUAGUGUGCUUGUUUCCACAGUAUCAUGCAUUUAAGUGUAAUACCAUGAUUGUAUUUGUACUAGAAUAUAUUCUAAUUGACGUAUAGAUUAAACUGAUUUUAACUUAGAGUAGAAAAUCACAAACAAAGACAGAAAGAAAGUCACCUUUAUUUGAUGGAUAUAAACAAGCUGGCCAACACUCAAUAGUAAUAUUCUGAUACAGCACAUACAAUAGCAAACUGGGUCACUGAGGACAGCCUCCUAGGUUUAAAAAACAGAAAACAUCACCGAGUAUCCAUGCGUCAUUCAAAACUUUGACUCAGUCUCACUUUUUUUUUUUACUCUAGGGACUUCCUCUGAUAAAGUUUUUUUUAAAUAGAUUUUUCUCUUAUGCAUUCAUAACACGCACACAAUCACACAUACGC
This is a messenger RNA of Anarrhichthys ocellatus (wolf-eel), 4078 nucleotides long. It is a transcript of the gene creld1a, whose product is annotated as CRELD disulfide isomerase 1a. NCBI's taxonomy places the organism in Eukaryota, Metazoa, Chordata, Actinopteri, Perciformes, Anarhichadidae. Gene Ontology annotation, molecular function: calcium ion binding. The transcript has 6 exons. The record is from RefSeq and is a predicted model, not a curated record. Bases 1774 to 2676 code for a protein of 300 amino acids.